CAAAACUCUUUUGUGACCAGGGUGAAAGUGUACAGUAUUUUAUCUGAUCACUGUAUUAGUGGUUCCUAGUGAUGCCCCAGUGUCAGUCAGUUGGUGUACUUCCCAUGGAGAGUCUGUUACAGGGGCGGACUGACCUUUUGGAAACUCGGGCACUGCCCGAGGGCCCGGGGUCAAUAGGGGGCCCCAUGUGAUGCCCCUGGUACCUUUUUCAUAGGCUUUUUUUGAGUUUGGGCAAGGACACAGGGGCCCCAUGAUCCCCUAUUGCCCGGGGGCCCCAUGA
Molecule: messenger RNA, 280 nt
Organism: Staurois parvus
Lineage: Eukaryota; Metazoa; Chordata; Amphibia; Anura; Ranidae
Source: the annotation of a GenBank genome assembly